Messenger RNA from Somion occarium, 1680 nucleotides. The record is from the annotation of a GenBank genome assembly. NCBI's taxonomy places the organism in Eukaryota, Fungi, Basidiomycota, Agaricomycetes, Polyporales, Cerrenaceae.
AAGGUCCCCUAGAUGCAAUUGAUCGCCAAGUGGGUACUCGAGUAUUUCAAAGGUACGAAGCGCUCGGAGAGGACCUGGGAAAUCCAACGUUCAUCGCGUUCACCUUGCAUACUUUCCGUCAGCCACUCCGACAGCAUUUGAUACGUCCGGAUACUUGCCUUCUGAUUGGACCAUACUCAACCGGCGAGCCUAAACAAGCAGUCAGCUAGAAGCCCUAUAUACCAUCUCUUCGAUUACCUCUGAACCAGAUCUUCUACGGCAGUAACGUUCGGACCCAAUAUGCUUCAGGUGUCAUCUCAAGAGGAUACCACAACGCUCCUUAGACCCACACUUCUAGAGAGGUUUAUAUCCCGGUCCAAGCAAUUUUUUGGACCUGGAGCUUCCGAAGACAAUAAUCUUGUGCUCCCAGAAUAUACUGCAGUUGAAAUCCACGAUUGCGUAACGGACAAAAUCUACGUCGAUGAAUCCGAAAUCCCCAAAGAAGAGGCCAUCACCUUCGAAACAUGGACUAGGCCACGCCCUCUUCCCACGUCCUCAGAGGUCCGCGCACAGUCAAUGGAAAAGGAACAUGUCUUGAGUAAAGCCAGAGGUGUAACCGUUGUACGAUUCCCUUCCCUUAAUUUAGUUGCCAAGUUCGGGACACAAGGGACCGCUGAAGGCCAAAUGCUCUGGUUUCUUCGGCGCAAGACAACCGUCCCUGUCCCCGAAGUCUAUGGAUGGUAUCGCGAAGGCUAUGAGACAUUCAUCUUCAUGGAAUACAUUGAUGGUGUGACAUUGGACGAUGUUUGGGAUGACCUCCAGCAUGCGACGAAGGAAUCCAUAGCCAAGCAGUUGGUUCCCAUACUGGCUUCACUGAGGCAGGUAAGACUACACGAAGCCUAUGUCGGGGGUAUCUGUCAUCGGCUUCUCCUUGAUCAACUAUUUAUAAUGCGUUCAACCAACAAAGGACCCCUUCCCUCCAUCGAGUCAUUCAACGAUUACUUCAUGGAUGUAGGCGAUGGCUUACCCGGGUAUCCUCACGCUUAUGUGGACUUUCGUAAUGCACUCCCGAACCGGACUGACAUCGUCCUGACACAUUCCGAUCUUCAUCCGGGCAACAUCAUGGUUACACCGGACGGUAGCAAGGUCCUCGCCAUCAUUGACUGGGGAAAUGCAGGCUGGUACCCUGCAUUCUGGGAGUAUGCCAAGUCUCGAAUGAUGUGUCAGGCUCUUGUGGGGUGGGCAGAUUUCAUUGCAAUCUGCCUCACUCCUUUUGAGGAAGUUUGGGAGGUUUUGUCUUUCUAUGAAAGUUGUGGAAUUCUAAUCUGAUUCCUACGCUACGACGUGAUGUCAGCGCUGUCCGGGUUUGGGCAUCAAUGAGAGUUCGAGAGGCCCAUGCAAAUGACUGUUCACUAUCGCUGGACAAUCUCAGUAUAGCAGAUUCCGAGAUUUCGUGUUGAUUGCAUUAAGCGUCAUGAAAGGAUUCAUUUAUAGUCCUUCAACGCUUCCAAGUCACCCAGAUCUUUCAAUAAGCAUUUAACCCGGCCGCUUUUUCAUAAAAUACUUAGGAGCGGCAGCCAGAAAAACCUUGAUUUGAGGCCUAAAUAAUCUAUGUACUAAUGAGUGCUGUAUCUUUAGGCAGAAGUCUCGUGGUCUUGGACGGCUGCAUGUACGGUACUUUUGAAUACAGGCUAUUUCUUU